Molecule: messenger RNA, 3455 nt
Organism: Brassica rapa (field mustard)
Lineage: Eukaryota; Viridiplantae; Streptophyta; Magnoliopsida; Brassicales; Brassicaceae
Product: purine permease 1
Cellular component (GO): membrane
Molecular function (GO): purine nucleoside transmembrane transporter activity
Source: RefSeq, a predicted model, not a curated record
UUUGCUUUUGAAAAAUUUAAAAUUUUCAAUGAUUUUUCUUUCAAAAUAUUGUAUAUAAAAUUCAUUGUCAUGUGCGUAUCCAUCGAUGAUCUGUUGUACUAGACGAUCUUGAAGUUAUGGUCUUCCCUUGGAUGCAUCUGUCCACCACUAUGUCAAUUCACUAUAAUUAAAUGAUUUCUUUUUCGCUAGGCCACUAUUAUGGGUUCGGUCAUAAAGAGAAUCGGAUGGGAUUGAGUUUCUCUUUAGAGGGCCAUGGUUAGAGUUCUAUUCUAAAGGGAAACCAACUUAUUGGUGAACCAUAUGAUCUAAUGUUUUUUUGGGUGAACAAAUAAUAAUCUUAUUUACGUACACAUGAGAUACAUGUGAGGGAGUCACGCUACACAAAGUCAAAUCAGUAGCGUUAUUUGUUCCAGGUCUUGAAUAAAGUGAGCUUAGGUUCACAUGUCUGGAGUCGAAGAAUGUUAUCUCAGUCACGCUCAUCGUUGAUUCAUGAGUCACUCUAUAUUUGGCUUAUUGUGAUCUAACGCCAAUUUGAUUUAGAGUUGAUGGGCUGAUAGUCUGUUCAAUCCUCAUUUGUCACCAAGAUUCACACUCUGGAUUUAAACUGUAAAGUAUAGAGUUAAAAGAUGGUCUAGAACCACUAGUCUCAAGACUCUCCACGACUUCUAUUUCAGACUAACUAAUUGAUUCCUUCUUAUAAAUACUUUAAGUGCUGAAUAAUGACGAGAGCCUAAAUGUUUUUUUUUUGUCUACAACAAUAGUCAUGAUAACUUUAAUUUAUUAAUUAUAUUUAUAGUUAGUUUUAUAAGAAAUACCGUGACAACAAUACAUAAAAUAUGAUUUUCAAAUAAUAUAUAGAUAUUAACUUUGUCAAUAAACAUGGUUUAGCCAAUUUGUGAUGAAGUUCAGUAAUACCAUGUCGGAUUGAGACACAAGUCCAAACUAAUAUAUUCUUUCUCUUAAUUAUAUCCUAACUUUUGGGGCCUAGCUACUAGGACAGUGACUCAUCGUUUACUUUUCGUGGAUGUGGUUAGUCUUCUAUGAUCUACUCAAAGAAUUGAAUAUAUCAACAACCUGGUAUAUUAAAAUUCUUAAUUAAAUAAUAGUUGUUAUAUAUAUACUCUAUCUGUGUCAUUUUAAGUGGUAUUUAAAAUUUUUACACAAAGAUUAAAAAAAUAUAAAAUUUUAUAUAGUUUAUCUUAGUAAUAUAAAAAUAUCAUUGGAAAAAAAUAGUUCAACCAAUAAAAAAAUAUAGCAUUUUGUAAUUGAUAACAAAUUAUAAUAACAUUAAAUUUUAUUUAAAAUAGUAUAAACGUACUUGAAACAAAUAAAAAUCUUUAAACACUAUUUAAAAUGAUACAAAUAGAAUAUACGUUAUACUAUAAUGUAAGUUUCGAAAUUCAUGGUAAAAAUGUAAGUUUCGAAAUUCAUGGUAAAAAACUUCCAUUUGGAGUUGCUCAUAGAUAAGUCUUUUAAACUCAAUCUCUCAACCAUUUUAUAUUAAUAUAUUAGAAAAUGAAUAAGUGGAAAAAAAAUCUCUUCAAAUGUCCCUUAAAUUUCUUAAAUAAAAAAAACCAAGUAUCUACUUCCAUUUUAUUUUAUUAAUGUUAUUGUUUUUUUUCAGAGAUUAUAGUAUCAUUAGUGGUGCUCUAAUAUUAAAACUCUUAGAGUACCACUAAUGCGGAUGCUUAAGAGAGUGCUAAAGGGUGGGUUCCACCAAGAGAGAGGAAACACCGGUGCCAAAACUGCCAAAUUAAGCAUCAACGUUUGCACUAUUAUGCGGGUUCCACUGACACGUGGUGAUCCGCAGUUAGUUUGUUUUAAUUUUUUUUUAAUCAGCAAAAAAAAAUGAAAAAAAAUAAAUAAAAAAAAUAAGCACCUCUUCCCCAGGAUUAUAUACACGCUGGGAUGCUCUGGUUGAAAAUUAAAACCCGAAUACAGUUUUUUAUUUAGUCGCAAACGCACCGCUAUGUGGUGUCCCCUUAUAGCCAUAUCACACGAUUCAAAAUCACAAACAGACAAAACACAAAAAAAAACAGAUAUAAUGGCUCUUUGACUCUUUUGAGCUGAUCAGAAAAAUCAACCAAAACGCCAAUAAAGAGGACAACAACACAAACACAAAACAUCAAAGGUAAAUAAGAAGGAAAAAGAAGAUGAAGAAUGGUCUGAUAAUCAUAAGCUGUGUUAUCCUCACUAUAGGAACAUGUGGAGGUCCGUUGUUAACUCGUCUCUACUACACCAAUGGUGGAAAACGAAUCUGGUUCAUGAGCUUUCUCUCAACCGCAGGUUUUCCUGUCAUCCUCGUCCCUCUCUUUUUCUCCUUCCUCAGCCGCCGCAACCGCAACAACUCCGAAACCGCAGAAAAACCAAAGCUUAUCCUCAUGGAAACUCCUCUGUUCAUCGCAUCCAUCGUCAUAGGAUUGCUCACAGGACUUGACAACUACUUAUACGCAUACGGGUUAGCUUAUCUGCCAGUUUCAACUUCAUCUCUCAUUAUAGGAACUCAGUUAGCUUUCAACGCUCUCUUUGCUUUCUUCAUGGUCAAGCAAAAGUUCACUCCCUUCUCUAUAAACGCCGUCGUUUUGCUAACGGUGGGCAUCGUAGUCUUGGCCUUGCACAGCAGUGGAGACAAGCCGGCUAACGAGACUCACAAGGAGUAUGUGGUUGGAUUCUUAAUGACUGUGAUUGCAGCUGUCUUGUACGCUUUUAUAUUGCCGCUCGUUGAGCUUACUUACAAGAAAGCUCGACAAGAAAUCACUUUCCCACUUGUGCUUGAGAUUCAGAUGGUCAUGUGCCUCGCUGCUACUUGCUUCUGUGUCGUUGGCAUGAUCAUCGACGGCGAUUUCAAGGUGAUAUCAAGAGAAGCAAGAGAGUUCAAGAUUGGAGGAUCAGCGUUUUACUACACGUUGAUUAUGAUCACAGGGAUAGUGUGGCAAGGAUUCUUCUUAGGAGCCAUAGGGGUUGUGUUCUGCGCGUCGUCUCUAGCUUCUGCCGUUCUCAUCAGUGUUCUUCUUCCGGUGACCGAGGUUUUGGCCGUGAUUUGUUUCCGGGAGAAGUUUCAGGCGGAGAAAGGUGUCUCUCUCUUUCUCUCCAUAUGGGGAUUCGUCUCUUACUUCUACGGCGAGUAUAAAUCCGGCAAGAAAGUUCUCGAGAAACACCAGCCCCCGGAGACAGAACUGCCUCCUCUUCAAGUUAGUGAUUCUGUUGCUUAAAGGUCUUUUGCUUAUCUACAGGAGAGCAUUAUGGUUAUGAACUUUGGAUUGAAAAGAAUAAGUUAGAGUAACUUUUUCUAUCUAUUGUGUGUAUUUUUUUUGUGCUCUAUCUAUUAUGUUUGUGUAUUUUUCAGUGAAAUUGUUAAUGGUCUUUUGUAUAAUUAAACAUGUUACAAAACUGUAUGUUAUAUGGAAAAGCAAAGCACACCAAAUAAUUGUGUAUAUGUAUGUUUUUAGUUGAAA